ACUAAGCCCUUAGGUGAUUCCCGUUGCAAUUAGCCAGACCGUUUCUUCUAAGCCAACCCAUCUCCGAAACCCGAUCCAGUAUGCCUUCACAGAUAUCAUCGUAUCUUCAUUUACCAUUUUUCAAUUUUUUCCUUUCCUUCCAUCGUCGUCCAACUGCUCUUCCUUUCAGGCCCAACCAUAUCUUCCCAUUGUCAUCCGGAAUCACAAUCUCUCUCCUGCUUUUGGGUCUCGCGCAAGAGCUUCCGUGGCCUCUUCGACACCGUCCACUGCCACUGACACGGAGACUAAACCCUUCUCCGUGCUGUUCGUUUGCUUGGGCAACAUCUGCAGGAGCCCAGCUGCAGAGGGUCUUUUCUGAUGUUUGUGGUUUAGAUGGAAUUACCAUGGCGUGCCAAAAGACGUAUUUAUGGGAAUAGAGGAUAUAUUGGAGCUUUCAAUAGGUGGAAGGUUAGAGAGACGCUACCUGAUGAUGCACAUAAAAAGGUCAUUAGAACACACCACGCAGUGUCAUUUGAACCAUAUUUGUAAGUUGUUGUCUAGAUUUUGGAUGCUCUUCCUAUGCUCUCUCAUCUGCAGCUUAGGCUGAUGUGCUCUUACUGUAAGAAACAUGAUGAAACUGAAGUUCCAGAUCCAUACUAUGGUGGACCCCGAGGUUUUGAGAAGGUAAUGUUUGAUUUUCUUACUAUAAGUUGGAACAUGAACAAUUUUGAGAUAAGAACAACUGAACAAGUUGAUUAACCUUUUGAGUUCUAACUUAAAAGACAGUGCAACGGAUAGAAGUGGAAUUCAUUUGCCAUCUCAUUCAACUGCCAGGCUAUUUAUAUGUCAAGAGGGUGACAAUAUGACUGAUGAUUUGUCUUAGAGGAAUGGAUAUCUCUUGUUUUGAUUUAGUUUAGCAUGUUUUGGUAGUGGAACUCAUUAUUGUAAGUUGUGGUUUUUGUCUCUAUGGCAGGUUUUAGACUUGCUUGAAGAUGCAUGUGAAUCAUUGUUGGACAGCAUCUUGGCAGAGAACAGCCAUCUAAAUUCUUAAAUUUUGCUUGAAAGAUGGUCAAUCUAAUCUCAGGCUCAAUAAUUACAAUCAAUAUCAGUGGGGUUAAUGUCAAUACAUCAACAUUGUUUACCAUGGCAGCUUGACAGGACCUCCUGCUAUCCCUCUGUUGGCAGGCUGAUUGCAUUCCUUUAAAUUGGAUUUUGAUGCGGUUUGCAUUUUUAACCGAACACCGUACCUAGCAGAUUGUAUGAACAAAUAUAUCAAAAUCAAGUGA
Molecule: messenger RNA, 1265 nt
Organism: Rubroshorea leprosula
Lineage: Eukaryota; Viridiplantae; Streptophyta; Magnoliopsida; Malvales; Dipterocarpaceae
Source: the annotation of a GenBank genome assembly